UAAACGCGCUCAGUCUAUGCAUUCUAAUCUGAAUGUGGUGGAGCUAUGAGAAGAGAAGUACCAUUGGCUUGCAUUCGUCUGUGCCAUAGCUUUUGUAGAGAGACAAGCCAACUAUAUUCACCUUAUAAUAAUAAUCUUAUUAUAAGGCUUCGACUAGUUUUAUUUCACGCAAAUUUGGAUUAAUCUGGAUUGAUCGGAUAUUAGUGACUAUUAUUGUUGAUUAUUAUCCUUUUAUCAUUAUUAUUUCUAUUGGCAUUAUACAUGAUUUUCAACUCCAAAUUGCAACACCAUAAUUGUCUACUACAGUUUCCAAGCGGAAUUAGCCUGUUCUGCACCUCCUGAGGAAGGCUUGAGUCUGGAUUCAUGUUCGGAAAAAUGAAGUUAAAGUUUUUUUACGGUGGGCUCUAUACGACCACCUCUAGCCUACAACUCCGUCGGCAGUUGAUAUUGCCAAUUGAAAACGUGAUGCUGUAGCCUAUUGUAGUUCAUUGACGGUAGAAAUAUUAUAAUUGUAUCUCCAUGUGAGACAUUCUCGAAUGUGGAUCACUGAAAACGAUGUAUACCGAGGUGGCUAAUUUAAACUUCAGCUCUAAUGGAAGCAUCGACGAUCCAUUGAGCUCUCUGGAUCAAGAAUGGAACGAGCCCCCGGCGAAAAGACUGUCACGGACGGGACACCAUGUUAUGUCCGUCUUCCUUGGAUCUAUUAUGAUUUUUGGUUUCAUCAAUAACCUGGUGGUAUUGAUCCUGUUUAUUAAGUUCAAAACUCUGCGGACUCCUGUUAACAUGCUUUUGUUGAACAUCAGCGUGAGUGACAUGCUGGUGUGCCUCUGUGGCACCACGCUCAGCUUCGCAUCCAGUCUACAAGCACGCUGGCUGUACGGGAAGCACGGGUGCAUGUGGUACGGCUUCGCCAACUCUUGUUUCGGAAUUGUGUCGCUAAUCUCGCUGGCCUUCCUCUCCUAUGACCGCUACAGCACCUUAACCGUGUACAACAAGCGGGCCCCCGACUACCGCAAGCCUCUGCUGGCYGUGGCGGGCUCCUGGCUCUACUCCCUGUUCUGGACAGUGCCCCCCCUGCUGGGCUGGAGUAGUUACGGCCUGGAGGGGGCCGGGACCAGCUGCUCGGUCACCUGGACAUCCCAGACUCCCCAAUCUCACUCCUACAUCAUCUGCCUGUUCAUYUUCUGUCUGGGGCUGCCUGUGCUGGUCAUGGUCUACUGCUAUGGGAGGCUGCUCUACGCUGUCAAACAGGUGGGGCGGAUCCGUAAGUCGGCGGCGCGGCGGAGAGAGUUCCACAUCCUGUUCAUGGUGAUCACUACGGUGGUGUGUUACCUGCUCUGCUGGAUGCCCUACGGCGUGAUUGCCAUGAUGGCCACCUUUGGACACCCGGGCCUCAUCACCCCCAUCUUGACCGUGGUGCCCUCCAUCAUGGCUAAGAGUAGCACCGUCAUCAACCCACUCAUCUAUAUACUCAUGAACAAACAGUUCUACAGGUGUUUCCUGAUCCUGUUCCACUGCAAACGGCCCAGUUCUGAGAACGGCGUCUCCUCCAUGCCUUCCAAGACCACCGUCAUCCAGCUCAACCGCCGGGGCCACAGUAACAACGUAGCCAUCACGCCCCAGCUCUCCACCGGCGCCAACCACCAUAACCAACAUCCCCACACGGUGGAGUGCAGCACUAACAACCGUGAAGUCACCACCCCAGUCUCCGAACAGACCAGCCCAGAGAUCACCUCCUGUGGACAGCCGCGUACCCCCCCCACUACCCCCCGAAGCCCCUCUCGACCCACCCCCCCUUUCCCCCACGUGACAAACGCUAUCCAGUGAUCCACUGUGUCAUAUGAUAGCGUCACCACCGAGAACUCUACAGAGGAUACGGUGUUAUCCCUGGCAUUUGUCAUGCGGUGUCGCCCCCCCAAAAAAACUGUCUACACAGUGAUCUCUCAUGUGGCGUCACCCAACAACUCUCCAUAGUGAUUUGUCAUCAUGAGAACGCCUCAACAGACUACCCAUAAAAUAAUCCAUCAUGAGGCGCUGUGUCACCAGAGAACUCUUCUAUACAGUCAGUGACCUAAUCCACAACGUUACCCAGACAGAGAACUAUCAAAAUCUUCUAACAAAAGUGAUCUAUUCCACRUCAUCACCCCAGAAACUAAACUGUGAUCUAUUAUCUUAUAGAACAGGUUGUCCCAACUGGCGGAUUCAUUUGGCCCCGCAAGUUCAUAGCAAAAAUACAUAAUGAAUUUUCGUUGUUGGACAUUAGACUAAAAUCAGCUCCAAUUGAUUUUACGUUUUGAAAUGUUUACGCUUUAGAUAAUGUUAUAUCUGUUUUGGCUUCUUGCUGUCAAUUGGCAGUAAUUAUGUUCUGGCCCCCCGCCCAUCCGCUUAAGAAGAAAAUACGUUGGCCCGCGGCUGAAUCGAGUUGAUGAUCCAUGUUAUAGAAGGUGUGUCAACCGCCYCAACCCAUCUAGAUGGUCAACUGUUACUUUGUUACUCCGUAAAAGGUGUGGAUAUCUUCCUGUCCAGUCUUGCCGUCAAAAUAAUAAAAACUUGUAUUUUUCCACAACUUCUGUUUUCAUAUUGAAACAUGUGUUACGUUGAUAGACCCCAGAGUUGUAUUAAGACUGCAGCGGCUUUACAGUGUUGUCAUUACUGUUACAGUACCAAAAAAGGCUUUUGUCAUAACCGUUACAGUAUGCGGUCAUAACUGUGGCCAUUUCCAAUUAAGUGCAAUAAUAGACAGAUAAUCCUAAUUUGUUCUAAAGCAUCUAUGAAGCCUAUGUGAAUGAUGUUGGUGAAGCUGAAUACUUUUUGUACCGCAUCUGUGAGAUCAAAAUCACCUUGGGCCUCGUUUAUUUGCUCCGUUUUUAUAUUACACUUCAUAUCAUCAGCUCUUGAAAUAAUAUGAAGGAUAAUCACAAUGUUUAUGCACAUAACUAAGGGUGUAAAUCACACACAACCAUGUUCAUUUCCAGAUCGCAACAAGUUGCUAAAUCAAUAUUUUCACGCCUACUUCAUGGUUAUUAAAUUACUAUAUAGCUGUGGAUUUCAACUAUUUAAGAUCAUAUCUGUGCGUAAGAACAUUUUAUAGAUGAUGCACCUGGGUGAACCAUGUAAAACUGGUUAGUAUUACACUCUAAACCGGUAUUAAAUGUAUGGCAAUGUGAAGGGAUUUUCCAUUUCACUGCAGGGUGGGUAGGGUAAUAAACCAGAAACAGUUGGAGAAUUGUAACAAAGUGUGUAUGUUUGCAACACUUGAAGCCAUCAUCCCAUUGGGCAAAAGACAUAUCAAUGUUCAAUUGUCAGUUUGAAAUGUUUAGUUAUGACAAUGUGGAAACAAUGCUGAUCCAACCAAUAGUUGCAUGUUGGGAUGACAGCCAGGCGUUGUAUGAAAGCCACAACCUGUUAAAGUUACCAUCUUUCUGUGCCUGUAGUGUUGAGUCAUGCAGUAACUGGCUUUGCAUGUUGACAUGUGCCUCAGUCUACAAGUCUAAAUAGGUACCUAGCAGCUCCCAGCAGGCAGUCAACAGCCGUGCACCCCACUGGGCUGCCACAGUGGCUGUAGCCAUCAUACGGCACUUGCUUGUCUUUAUCCACAUGACAAACUGAACAGCACCGCCUCUCACUGCCUAAUAAACUGUACCCCAAAAAACAGUUAAAUAAAUGGACUGCAACCCAAAUAAAAUCCUUCUGUGAGUUA
Salvelinus sp. IW2-2015 is the source of this 3700-nucleotide messenger RNA. Its product is annotated as parapinopsin-like. Gene Ontology annotation, cellular component: plasma membrane; photoreceptor outer segment. NCBI's taxonomy places the organism in Eukaryota, Metazoa, Chordata, Actinopteri, Salmoniformes, Salmonidae. Gene Ontology annotation, molecular function: G protein-coupled photoreceptor activity. The record is from RefSeq and is a predicted model, not a curated record. Gene Ontology annotation, biological process: visual perception; G protein-coupled receptor signaling pathway; cellular response to light stimulus.